This is a messenger RNA of Nestor notabilis (Kea), 1737 nucleotides long. It is a transcript of the gene SH2D3C, whose product is annotated as SH2 domain containing 3C. The annotation marks the transcript as partial. NCBI's taxonomy places the organism in Eukaryota, Metazoa, Chordata, Aves, Psittaciformes, Psittacidae. The transcript is spliced from 9 exons. Gene Ontology annotation, molecular function: guanyl-nucleotide exchange factor activity; phosphotyrosine residue binding. The record is from RefSeq and is a predicted model, not a curated record. Gene Ontology annotation, biological process: small GTPase-mediated signal transduction; positive regulation of peptidyl-serine phosphorylation.
UUCUCCAAGGAGAAAUACAUCCUCGACUCAUCGCCGGAGAAGCUUCACAAGGAGCUGGAAGAGGAGCUGAAGCUGAGCAGCACCGACCUGCGCAGCCACGCUUGGUACCACGGCCGCAUCCCGCGGGAGGUAUCAGAGAGCCUCGUGCAGAGGAAUGGCGACUUCCUCAUCCGGGACUCCCUCACCAGCCUGGGUGACUACGUGCUGACGUGCCGCUGGCGCAACGAGCCCCUCCACUUCAAGAUCAACAAGGCAACGGUGAAACCCAGCGAGGGCCAUACCCGUGUCCAGUACCUCUUUGAGCAGGAGAGCUUUGACAACGUGCCCGCCCUCGUCCGCUUCUACGUGGGCAACCGCAAAGCCAUCUCGGAGCAGAGCGGGGCCAUCAUCUACUGCCCCAUCAACCGCACCUUCCCCCUGCGCUACCUGGAAGCCAGCUAUGGGCUGGCCAACGGGAAGCAUGGGGGAUCCCACAGCCCCGCCACCCAGAAAGGGGGGCACAUCAAGAGGAGGAGCAUCACCAUGACCGAUGGGCUAACAGCAGACAAGAUCACCAGAGCUGAGGGGUGCCCGACCAGCGUGUCCCUGCCGCACCACAGAGACAUCAUUCGCAACUGUGCCGUCAGCGUGGACCAGAUCCAGGACCUGCACUCCCCGAUGUCCCCCAUCUCCGAGAACCCAGCAUCACCUGCCUACAGCACGGAACUCGAUGUGCUAAAGUUGGAGGAAGUACAGAGAGGUCCUAUAGAGAACGGCUCCAGGGAAGCAGAGGCAGCGCAGAGGCUGAAAGGAGAGCUGGACUAUGUGGGCUUUGUGCCCCCCACCAUGGAGACAACCUCCUCCUUCAACCCCGCAGCCUUCCAGUCCCUGCUUAUCCCCCUGGAGAACAAACCUCUGGAGAUGGCUGUGCUCAAGAAGGUCAAAGAGCUGCUGGCAGAGGUGGACGUGAAGACAUUGGCCAAACACAUCACCAAAGUGGACUGCCUGGUCGCACGGAUACUGGGUGUGACGGCGGAGAUGCGGCGGAUGAUGGGGGUGAGCUCCGGCAUGGAGCUGCUCACCCUGCCCCACGGCCACCAGCUCCGCCUCGACCUGCUGGAACGGUUUCACACCAUGUCCAUCAUGAUCGCUGUGGACAUCCUGGGCUGCACGGGCAGCACGGAGGAGCGGGCAGCCCUGCUCCACAAAACCAUCCAGCUGGCUGCCGAGCUGAAGAGCACCAUGGGGAACAUGUUCGGCUUUGCAGCUGUGAUGAACGCCCUGGAAAUGACACAGCCUGGCUCCGUGGGGCUGGAGCAGAUGGGGAGGGGGAUGCAGGGGCACAGGGUCCUCACGGUGGCUCUCCCCACAGAAGGGCCGCCGCUGACCAACACCACCUUUCCCCACAUCAUACCCCUUGUGACGCUCCUGGAGCGGGAUGAGGCUCUCACGGACAACCCCGAGCCCUGGGGCACCAGUGACAACGGCGUGGAGGUGGUCAUGGCCCACCUGGAGGCAGCGCGGAUGGUGGCCCACCACGGCGGGCUCUACCACACCAACGCGGAGGUGAAGCUGCAGGGUUUCCAGGGCAGAGCGGAGCUGCUGGAGAUUUUCAGCACCGAGUUCCAGCUGCGGGGGCUCCUGUGGGCCAGCCGUGGGGCAGAGAGCAGCCAGGCCGAGCGCUACGAGAAGUUCGACAAGGUCCUCACUGCCCUGUCCCACAAGCUGGAGCCGGCGGUGCGCUUCAGUGAGCUGUGA